Rhinolophus ferrumequinum (greater horseshoe bat) is the source of this 3208-nucleotide messenger RNA. It is a transcript of the gene MROH6, whose product is annotated as maestro heat like repeat family member 6. Bases 51 to 2231 code for a protein of 726 amino acids. The transcript has 13 exons. Gene Ontology annotation, cellular component: cytoplasm. The record is from RefSeq and is a predicted model, not a curated record. NCBI's taxonomy places the organism in Eukaryota, Metazoa, Chordata, Mammalia, Chiroptera, Rhinolophidae.
AGGUGCUGCAGGCUGGGUCCCCGCUGAGCAGCUCCCCGAGUGUGGCAGCCAUGGCUGGGGGUGUGUGGGGCCGGGCCCGGGGAGCCCCUGUGGGGGCCCUAACCCUGGGAGCUCUGGCUGAAGGGAUCCGGGCCAGUCAGGGACAGCCCAUGAGACCCCCUUCCAAGGGCCCUCAACCUGAACCUGAGGCAGAGCCUGGGCACGUAGCUGCCCAGGAGCCCUGCUCCCCGCCCCCUGCGCAGGAGCCAGCCCCUGAGGGGCCCUCUCAGGCCCCCCAGAGUUCCCAGAAGGAGGGGGCCCUGGCUGACCUGGCAAUGUACACGGCUGCCUGCCUGGAAGAGGCUGGCUUUGCUGGGACGCAGGCCACAGCACUCUCCCUGUCCUCAGCCCUGGAGGCCCAGGGGGAGCGGCUAGAGGACCAGGUGCAUGCCCUGGUGCUGGGGCUGCUGGCGCAGGGGCCCAGCCUGGACGAGGGAAGGCCCCGGAGGGCCGCUUUGCGGGUGCUGAGUGCGCUGGCCCUGGAGCACGCACAGGACGUGGUGUGUGCGCUGCUGCCCUGCUCGCUGCCCCUGGACCGGGCGGCGGCCGAGCUGUGGCGCAGCCUGAGCCGGAACCAGCGCGUGAAUGGGCAGGUGCUGGUGCAGUUGCUGUGGGCGCUAAAGGGCGCGGCUGGACCUGAGUUGGAGGCACUGGCGGCCACUCGCGCCCUUGGGGAGAUGCUGGCUGUGUCCGGCUGCGUGGGCGCUACACGGGGCUUCUACCCGCACCUCCUCCUCGUGCUGGUCACGAAGCUGCACGAGAUGGCCCGGGGCACAUGCUCCCCUGACACUUCCAAGGUUUGGACCCCAUCCCACCAAGGGCCACCGCACAGCCACGCCAGCUGCACAGUGGAGGCUCUGAAGGCCUUGCUUACCGGGGAUGGCAGCCGCAUGGUGGUCACGUGCAUGGAGCAGGCUGGAGGCUGGAGGAGGCUGGUGGGAGCCCACACCCACCUGGAGGGUGUCCUGCUGCUGGCCAGUGCCAUGGUGGCCCACGCGGACCACCACCUGCGAGGCCUGUUCGCUGACUUGCUGCCCAGGCUACGCAGCGCCGACGACACGCAGCGCCUCACGGCUAUAGCCUUCUUCACCGGGCUGUUGCAGAGCUGGCCCACCGCGCGGCUCCUGCAGGAGGAGGUGAUUCUGGAGCGACUCCGCGCCUGGCAGGGCGACCCCGAGCCCACCGUGCGCUGGCUAGGCUUGCUUGGCCUCGGCCACCUCGCGCUGAACCGCCGGAAGGUGCGGCACGUGAGCGCGCUGCUGCCGGCUCUCCUGGGCGCGCUGGGCGAACACGACGCGCGGCUUGUGGGCGCCGCGCUGGGCGCGUUGAGGAGGCUCCUGCUGCGGCCGCGGGCGCCGGUGCGGCUUCUGAGCACAGAACUGGGGCCACGCCUCCCGCCACUGCUGGACGACGCUCGGGACCCGGUCCGCGCCUCUGCAGUCGGGCUCCUCGGGACCCUGGUGCGGCGGGGUCGGGGCGGGCUCCGGGUGGGGCUUCGAGGUCCCCUGCGGAAGCUGGUGCUGAAGAGUCUCGUGCCGCUGUUGUUGUGCCUGCAUGACCCCAGCCUGGACGCUGCUGAGAGCUCAGAGUGGACCCUGGCUCGCUGUGACCACGCCCUGCAAUGGGGUCUGCUGGAGGAGAUGGUCACUGUGGCCCACUAUGACAGCCCUGAGGCCCUAAGUCGCAUCUGCCACCGCAUGGUUCACUGGUACCCGAGCCACGUGCCCAGAUUCCUGAGCCAGACCCAGGGCUACCUGCGGAGCCCACAGGACCACCUGCGCCGGGCAGCUACCGUGCUCAUAGGUGAGGCAGUCCAGGCGUCUCACUAUCUCUCCUACCCAGAGCUCUGGGAGCUGGGGGCGUGGCGCCAGCACUCACGGGUUUGCCUUGGUCCAGGCUUCUUUGUCCAUCACACCAGCCCCAGCCAUGUCAACCAGGACCUGCUGGACUCCCUGUUCCAAGACCUGGGGCAGCUGCAAAGCGAUCCCGAGUCGGCUGUGGUCGCCGCUGCGCAAGUAUCUUCCCAGCAGGUGGCGCUGCUGGCCCGCGCUCAGGGCCCUCGGUGUCGCCUGCGCUUUCCCCGCCUCCGCCUGCGUCAAGCCCGUGCGGACCGGCCCCCGCCAGUCUACCCGGACAGCCCCUUCCGGCACCGGAGCGUCAGAGGCCGCUGGGGCUCCUCCACACCGGGUUGAGCUGCACCCGGCACCCCCCUCCUGGUGGGGGUUGGGGGUCUGAGUCGGGCACCCCUCCGCUCUGUGGCCAGUCCUGGCACACUCCACUGGAGGGGCACCCAGGGCCUAGUGCUGGAUGCCAGUGUCUGCCCCCUCGAGGCACCGCAAGGCCUGGUGCGCACAAAGACUCCUCCAGGAGCUCACCACCGUGAUGGCACGCCCCCUAGAGGGACAGCAGUGUUUCUGUCAGCACCAUUUCACCCUCAGCCCCUUGCCUCUUGCACCUAUUGGUCCAUCUGUCCCCCACAGCCCUGUUGCUCUCCCAAGCCGUGGUCUGGUGAGGGACACUGAAGCUGGCACAGUCCUGGGAGCUGCUGCUCUUAUAGGCUGCCUGCUUCUUGGGCCUCUGCCCCCUCCUGCCCGGGUUCCCUGGCUGUCUGGCCCCUGCUGGUCACCCAGCAGCUCUACACCGCCCACCAGGUGCCCUACUCCUUGCCAGCCCAUGUCCUGGCCCAGGUUCUGUCUGCUCAAAAGACAUUGACCUGUUCCCCUGUCCACACCUGCUGCCCCCCCAGCCUGGCACCAUUUUCAGACGCCCCCCACUCCUGUUUAUUGUGUCAGAUCCCAUCUGAGCCUUCUCCACAAGGCAACCCCUGACCUCCCUCUCCACUGGACACCACAGGCCUGGGAUUAGGUGUGGGGUGCCGCCAUCUGCACCCCUACCACACUGCGCCUUCGCGCCAGGGUUGGGAAGGAGGCGUGACUGGACAUACAGGGAAGAAGUCCCUGCAGAUGCCACCCAAGUUGUGACCAGGCCCCUCUGGGCCCUCACCCCGGCAGGUUCCGCCACCAGAAUGCCCAUCCUGAAAAGCCCUUCUCCCCUGAGCUGCCGCCUCACACGGGCCUUGACUCUGAAGGCUGGGCUUUGUCCCUCCAGACUGGGGACACCUCGAGGGCAGGCCUGGGGUUCUGCCUGCCCCCUAUGGAAAGUGUCUGAA